AUGGCCCAACCUUCGUCCUCCCAUCGAGAGCGGGAGCGGGAGCGAGAACGCAGCAGUUCCUCCCGGCACCAUCAUCACCGCACCAUAUCGUCUACCACACUCCUCCUCGUCUUGUCCCUCGUACUGGCCGUACUUGCCAUUAUGCUUUCACUUCCUUCGUCGCAGGCCAACAGAGACGGAGCUACUUCUAGUGAUCCCGCUAACCAAGGCCUGCUGGGGUACCUGACACCAAAACGUACUCAGGCGCUGAUUGCGCGCGAGAGUAACGUCGCCAUGCGCGAAGCUGAAGUUGCUCGCCGUGAAGCCGAAAUACUAGCCGGUGCACCUGGUGGUGUAAUCGCCAACCAACCUCCGGUCGUUUGCCCCCCUUGUCCUACCGUUGUCGAAAAAGUCACGGAGCCUGCUCCUCCUAUUCAGACUGUCAUCAAGGAAGUUGUAAAGGAAGAGUCGCUCACACCACCUGGAUGGUGGGAUCAGGCGCGUGUUCGCGCUGAAGAUAUCUUGGAUCGCGAGCUCAAAAUUGCUGAACGUGAACGUGAAAUCAGCCGACGCGAAGAGGCAGUCAAUCGUCGCGAGCAUGACGCGUCUAGGCGUGAAAGCUGGAUUAUGGAACAGCUUGUCGCUUUAAACAACGACGAAUCCAUGGUUGAGGAAGAGGUCGUUUACGAUCCACGACCAGCAAGCCCCAUGAGGAGACCCAAGGCUCCCCUUUAUAACGCUCUUCCCCCUCCACUUCUCACUGAAACAGCCCUCGAGAUAGCGACCGAAACAAGGACGGUCACACGCACGCAGCAUCACACAGUCCCGACACAGGUCUCGUCUGCACCUCCACCCGCCAACACACGCAUCGUCUUAGCACCAACACCCGAGCUGGUCUCGCCCUCAUCCUUCACCACUCACAUUCCGCGUACGACCGCCGUAGAAGUGAUCACUGAGGAGCCCGUCAUCCCGGAACCUGAAGAGGAAGAGGAGGAGGCCGUAGUGGUCAAAGUCAAGCGGAACACGCGACAAAGGUCGCCGCCGCCCGCGAGUUGGCUUAAUGGCUGGUGA
This is a messenger RNA of Fibroporia radiculosa, 1050 nucleotides long. RefSeq lists its product as uncharacterized. Bases 1 to 1050 code for a protein of 349 amino acids. The transcript has 3 exons. The record is from RefSeq and is a predicted model, not a curated record. Lineage: Eukaryota; Fungi; Basidiomycota; Agaricomycetes; Polyporales; Fibroporiaceae.